This is a messenger RNA of Adineta ricciae, 1404 nucleotides long. The record is from the annotation of a GenBank genome assembly. NCBI's taxonomy places the organism in Eukaryota, Metazoa, Rotifera, Eurotatoria, Adinetida, Adinetidae.
AUGGUCUUUUUAAUAUCAGCGCUCGAAAGAUAUUUUUCUUUCAUCGACCAAAUUGAACCAACAGUUCUGUUCUAUGGAUUACUACUAUGUACAUGGAUUCUUGCCAUGUGGGAACAUUAUCUUUCUUAUCGACAAUAUCGUAACUUUAAACAUCGCCGAACGGUACCAACCGAGCUCGUAGAUGUAAUGACAGAUGAACAAUUGGAGAAAUCUCGCCUGUAUGCAAUGGAAAAAAUCCGUUUCAGUCAAAUUCAUUCGAUCUACGAUGAAGUCGAAGGAACAGUUCUCUUGUUAAUCGGUGUUUUACCAUGGCUGUGGUCAACUUCUGGAAGUAUCCUAUCGAAAUUUGGUUAUCAUAAUUAUGACACCGUCCAGUCAAUUGUCUUCGUUGUUAUCAUGAUGAGUUACUCAACUAUCGCAGGAAUUCCUUGGUCGUAUUAUUAUCAUUUUGUUCUUGAAGAGAAGCAUGGAUUUAACAAACAAACACGGAGUUUUUUCAUCAAGGAUACAAUAAAAAAGAUGUUGGUUACACUUUUUCUAACCAUACCAAUUUUCUCUCUUCUACUGAAAAUUAUUCAAAUUGGUGGCGACUAUUUUUUUAUUUAUGCUUGGGCUUUCAUCGCGUCGAUGUCAUUGGGUAUUGCGAUAAUUUACCCAAAUUACAUUGCACCACUAUUUGAUCGAUAUGAACCACUACGAGAAGGAGAAUUACGAACAAGUAUUGAACAAUUAGCUAAUAAAAUUCAUUUUCCAUUGGCGAAAAUAUUUGUAGUUGAAGGUUCGGCUCGAUCAGCUCAUUCAAAUGCGUAUUUUUACGGAUUUUUCAAAACAAAACGUAUUGUUCUUUACGAUACUCUCAUCAAAGGAUAUAAUGUCCAUGAAGACAAAGAUGAGAAAUCAAAUGAUGAUGAUAGUCGACUACCUGAGAAGAAACUCGACAAGGGCUGCGAAUCGGAUGAAGUUCUCGCUGUACUAUGCCAUGAAUUUGGUCAUUGGUCGCUCAGUCAUAAUAUUAUCAAUCUUAGCAUAUCAUUCAUUAAUCUAUUUGUGAUAUUUAUCAUCUUUGCGUUGCUGUUCAAACGGGUUGGUCUCUAUGAUGCUUUUGGAUUUACACAAACUCAACCGAUCAUCAUCGGUUUAUUGAUUAUCUUUCAAUAUGUUCUAUCACCUUAUUCCGCAGUUCUUUCAUUAUGCUUAACAGUUCUGUCGCGUCGUUUUGAGUUUCAAGCGGACAAUUUCGCUUUGAAACUUGCGCAUGGCGAUCCAUUGAGUCGGGCAUUGAAAAAACUCGAAAUGGACAACAUGACAUAUCCAUAUUCUGAUUAUCUCUUUGCAAAAUAUCAUUAUUCGCAUCCAACUGUACUCGAACGUCUCAAGGCACUCAAGCCAAAAAAGCAAGAUUAA